CGAGAGAUGUAUAGAAUAUCAUCAAUACUUCGGACAACAGUUUCGCGUCGAUUGUCAUCAAAUGGACAUCAGUUGCGAAACUACGCCAAAGACAUAAAGUUUGGCGCCGACGUGAGGGCACAGAUGUUGGUCGGUGUGGACGUGUUGGCCGACGCCGUGGCCGUCACUAUGGGUCCGAAGGGACGCAACGUUAUCAUUGAGCAGUCGUGGGGGUCGCCGAAGAUCACCAAAGACGGCGUCACUGUCGCCAAAGCCAUCGAACUGAAGGACAAGUUCCAGAACAUCGGCGCUAAACUGGUUCAGGACGUGGCCAACAACACCAACGAGGAGGCCGGUGACGGCACCACCACUGCCACAGUCCUCGCCAGAGCCAUCGCCAAAGAGGGCUUCGAGAGGAUAUCCAAAGGCGCGAAUCCCAUCGAAACGAGACGAGGAGUGAUGUUAGCCGUCGAUAGAGUGGUCGAGAAGUUGAAGGAGUUGUCGAGACCUGUGACCACUCCCGAAGAGAUAGCACAAGUGGCCACCAUUUCUGCCAAUGGAGACAAAGCUAUCGGCGAACUCAUAUCAUCGGCGAUGAAACGGGUCGGACGUGAAGGAGUGAUAACUGUGAAGGACGGCAAGACUCUGACCGACGAGUUGGAAGUGAUUGAAGGCAUGAAGUUCGACAGGGGAUACAUUUCCCCCUAUUUUAUAAACACUACAAAAGGAGCCAAAGUUGAGUUCAACGACGCUUUGCUUCUCAUCACUGAAAAGAAGAUAUCUUCGGCCCAAUCCAUAAUACCUGCGCUCGAAAUAGCGAACCAACAGAGAAGACCUUUAGUCAUAAUCGCUGAAGACGUUGACGGCGAAGCACUGACCACUUUAGUGCUCAAUAGACUCAAGAUUGGGCUCCAAAUUGCAGCCGUGAAAGCCCCGGGCUUUGGAGACAACCGAAAGGCAACACUCCAUGACAUGGCUAUUGCCACCGGAGGACAAGUGUUUGGAGACGAAGCGAACUUACUUAAGAUCGAAGACAUCCAACCAUCAGAUUUGGGACAAAUCGGAGAGAUUGUCAUCACUAAAGACGACACACUUUUACUAAGAGGAAAGGGUUUGAAGGAAGACAUCGACAGACGAGUGAAUCAACUCAAAGAUGAGAUCGAUUUAUCAAAUUCUGAGUACGAGAAGGAAAAGUUGGCGGAAAGGAUGGCACGACUGGCCAAUGGUGUGGCCGUUCUGAAGGUCGGCGGCAGUAGUGAAGUGGAGGUCAAUGAGAAGAAAGAUCGAGUGAACGACGCCCUCAACGCAACCCGCGCUGCCGUCGAGGAGGGCAUUGUUCCCGGCGGUGGAACUGCUCUCUUGAGGACCAUUCCAUGUCUCGAUGAACUCAAACCAGAGAAUGACGACCAAAAGGCCGGCAUUGAUCUGAUCCGGAAGGCGUUGCGUAUGCCAUGCAUGCAGAUCGCACUGAACGCUGGUUUGGACGCAUCGGUGGUCGUCUCGAAAGUGUUGGAAUCAAAAGAAGUGAACUUCGGUUUCGACGCUUUACUCAAUAAGUACUGCAAUCUAAUAGAGGCCGGGAUUAUAGACCCGACCAAAGUUGUUCGGACUGCCCUCAUGGAUGCCGCCGGAGUGGCCUCUCUGUUGACAACCGCCGAAGCAGUUGUCGUCGAAUUGCCCAAAGAGGAGAAAGAUUUGGGUGCAGGCGCUGCAGGAAUGGGAGGCAUGGGUGGAAUGGGAGGAUUUGGAAUGUAGUCUACGAAUACAUAUAGUUCUGAUUAUUAGGUUAUUAAAUAACAUUGAAUUUAAUGUAAUCUUUCUAUUAUUUUGUCAUAUUUUCAUAAUCUUUCAUAAUUUCACUGCAAUUCAAAAUCAUGUGAAAUGUGUUUUGAAGUGAUUUUCUACUCAAUUAUUACAUAUUAGUUG
This is a messenger RNA of Oppiella nova, 1905 nucleotides long. NCBI's taxonomy places the organism in Eukaryota, Metazoa, Arthropoda, Arachnida, Sarcoptiformes, Oppiidae. The record is from the annotation of a GenBank genome assembly.